Messenger RNA from Leptonychotes weddellii (Weddell seal), 2175 nucleotides. Lineage: Eukaryota; Metazoa; Chordata; Mammalia; Carnivora; Phocidae. The record is from RefSeq and is a predicted model, not a curated record.
UUAGGAGAUGAAAGCAUGGAAAUUAAAAAACAAAUCACAGGAAUGAGAAGAUUACUGAAUGACAGCACUGGAAGGAUCUAUCAGCGUGUGGGCAAAGAAGGAGAAAAAUUAAAGGAAGAACCCCAGGAUUUGGAUUCAGUCUGGCCUCCACGUUUGAACUCCUCUGCUGAGGCCCCACAGAGCCUCCACCCUUCUUCACGUGGUGCGUGGAAUGAGUUACCACCCCCCAGCGGGCAGUUCUCAGGGCAGUAUGGCACCCGCUCUAGAACCUUCCAGAGUCAGCCCCACAGCACUGGGAGCUCCAACGGAGAACUUCCCGCCAUGAAUUCGUCCGUUGGAUCCAACUGCUGUACUUGCAACUGCCAGUCAACGUUGCAAGCCAUCCUCCAAGAACUCAGGACCAUGCGGAAAUUAAUGCAAAUUCAAGCAGUUGGAACCCCAAACAGACAACAACCCCCGAUUUCCCUUAUAUGCUCCCAGCGAACUGCUGUCUCACGCAAGAGAAAUAAAAAGAAAAAAGUGCCCCCAAAGACUGUUGAACCUCUGACUGUGAGGCAGAAGCCUGGCGUGUUAGAAACGGAGAAGAAGACAGCCGGGGCCUCAGAGCAGCCUGGCUCCCAGGAGGCCGAGGCCCCCUCGGCCAGGGAGAACCGCGUGCUGGGAUUCGGCAUCGUCCUGGAGUCACCUGCCUCCGAUGUAAGUCCAUGUUCUCUGGCUACUGACACGAAACUGACGUCACUUGCAGGAAUUUUAUAGCACUGAUACACUUUCCCCUUAGCUCGUUCCUCCCACGAACACUAGGGGAACUUGCAAAAGACAUGUGAGAAUGAGGAAAGGAAGACCAUGAAUAAUUUCCUUGCCUAGAAUUUUCACUUCCCAAAAUCUUCUACCUUUAUUUGAACGUGCCUCCAUUCUUUAUCCCUGCACGAAGAAGGGUGAUGGAGUAAAUAAUCUGCUCACUAGUUUCUUUAACAGUUUUAAUUCUGAAGUGGCCAUUUUCAAUGUCCUCAGCAUAGAGAGCUAAAAGAACGUAAUUAAAUCCUUUGUAAAUGGGCAUAAAUGAACAGAACCUUACAGAUAAGGUCACACCUUUCUAGAAACACAAACUAAUAAUAAAAAAAGAGCAGUAGUGCUAAUUCGAUUUUAUAGAUGCAAGCCACACUGGAAUUAGGUUGCAGUGCCAUGCCAUGUACUCUGUGUAAUGAUAGGUUAAUGCUCUGCAACGGUUUUUCUAUUUUAAUAUCAUAGCUAGAAAGCUGUUGCAGUCCCAGAUGUUGGAUGACAUCUAAGAUACCCAUCCAACUAACCAUUUUAUAGCCAUAUGACUAUAAACUGAUAUCUUUAAGAAUAUGCUAUCUUUGUAACUGCGUACUCUAUUUACAGUAUCUUUAUCUAAGUACAUUGAUGCGAACCCCUCUUGUUGGGGGAGUUCUUCAAAUAAACAGGAGUGAGUGAUCUAUUAUUAUCAGUUUGCAUAGGAUGAGAAUCCUGCUGAGAACACCCACAGGCCUAUAUGGGAUUGGAGUUUGGCCCUACCUUUUAAACUUUAAAUGAAAACUAAUUGCUAUUUUUUAAAAAAAGUGUUCCCUUUCAAAUUGCAGAAAGGCAGUUUGCUAGCAUGUAUCCAUGUUGGGUCUUUACCAAAGGGAGGCGACUUUUUUAGGCUAGAAAGUCAUUUGAACUUUUAUCCAGUCCUUAGUGUGAAAGGGUUUUCUUGGUUUUUUUACCUUUGAACACAUGCUAAAAUUAGGAAGCAGUUCUUCUCGACUCAAAACUUAAUUUUAAAAAAAUCAUUAAUGAUGAUAAUGUUCUACCCCAGGCUAGUCCGCUGACUUGAUUACAUCAUAUGCUUAUUGCAACUAAGGCCCCGGUUUCAAAACCCAGGUAGAUCACAUAUUUGGAAACAGAGGUGAAUUAUUCCACAACACAAAGUACAUUCAAUCUUAAGCAGUUUUCAUAAUACUUUUAUAUUUGUCUUGAACUUUCUAAGGGUUCUUUUCUGAUAGACAUUAAUGUAUCAGGAGCAAUCAUUUGAAUUGUGUAAAUCAUCUCCUAAAUGGGUCACUCUAGUGCUAAUAACUGAACUUUCUCCUUUCUUUAUUUUUAAACUCCAAAUAUACUUCAGAGAUAAACUCUGGAAGAUCUCAUAAAGGCCUUAUGUACAUUAAUAAAACA